GCAGGAGUCCAGUGUUAAAUGCAGAUGGAUUCCAGGGUCUGCUUCUUUACUUUGCUCAUAAGUUGUCUUGUAGCAAAGGCCUCUUCAUGCUUUUGUGAACAUUAUCCAUGGAGCUCUUGGUCAGCAUGCACCAGAACCUGUGCUUACGGAACACAGAGCCGGUCUCGAAAUUUCGUCUAUGAUGAACACUACAGGCAGAAUAAUUGUGGUCAACUGUGCGCAAAACAUGAGAGCCGAUCUUGUAAUGAAGAACUGUGUGCCAUCAACUGUCGACUUGGGGACUUUGGAUCUUGGUCUGAUUGUGACCCAUGCCUCAAAAAGCAGUUUCGUGUCCGUUCACUAGAACAGCCCUCCCAGUUCGGAGGACAGAGCUGUGAGGGACUGCUCUCAGAUUCCCGCCCAUGCAUUCCAACAAAACUUUGCAAUAUAGAAGAAGCAGACUGCACUAAAAAGUUCAAAUGUGCAACAGGGCGCUGCAUUGACUCAAAAUUAAAGUGUAAUGGAGACAAUGACUGCGGAGAUAAUUCAGAUGAGAGGGGAUGCGUAAAAAAACCAGACCAAAAGAGAACCUAUGAACCUAUACCUGGAGCUCAGCUUAUGGGAAAUGGAUAUAAUUACCUCUCCGGUGAGAGCAGAGGGGAAAUUUUUGACAACUCGUUCUAUGGUGGAAAGCCUGCCAAAAGUUUUGGAAAUGAAACAGGGCCAAACCGUAAAUUCUAUCGACUCCCUGCCAACCUGGAAAGUUUCACAUUCCAGGUGAAAGACGAGGAAGACGAUGUUGUAUCUGAUUUCUACAACAGUAUGAACGAUUUUAACAAAGACAUUAAAACUCAAGAUGCAAGCCAGUCGUCUGGCAGAGGCUCUUCGGGAAUCCCAUUUCUCUUUCAUAGGAAAAGUAACACGAGGAGGACCUCAAGUUCAUCCUUUAAGGAAGCUUUAAGCUCAUCAUACAAAAAGAAUUCCAAAUUUAUUAGGAUCCAUAAAGUGAUCUCAGUGUCGGAAUUCACCAUGCAGAAAGACAAUCUCUGGCUAUCGGAUGUCUUCCUCAAGGCCCUCAAUCACCUGCCCUUGGAAUACAACUAUCCUCUCUACAGCAGGAUCUUUGAUAAUUUUGGCACCCAUUACAUCAGCCAGGGCUCAAUGGGCGGAUCGUAUGACCUUCUCUAUCAGUACAGUUCAGAGGAACUAAAAAACUCAGGUAUGACGGAUGAAGAAUCAAAGGAGUGUUUACGAACAGAAAUAACCUAUCGGGUCUUUUUUUUCAAAAAGAAGAAAGUGAGGGAGAGCUGCACUACAAACAAGAUGUCCGUUCGCUAUGGAGGAUCAUUUUUGCAAUCAUCCGAGAAAUCCGUCUCCUUUGUCAAAGGCGGCAAAGCUAAAUAUGCCGCUAAGCUGGCUUAUGUGAGACAAGGUUCCUACCCUGAGAAUCAAGACUACGAAGAGUGGAAAGCAUCUACUUCUGAAAACCAAGAGGUAGUGGAUUUCGAGCUGAAGCCCAUUGUGGAUUUAAUUACUGGAUUUCCCUGCGCAGUGACGAAACGUCGCAAUCUCCUGAAGGCUUUUAAUGAGUAUCUGGGGAGGUUUGAUCCAUGUCAGUGUUCCCCCUGCCCUAAUAAUGCCAGGACGGUUUUAGUGGGUACAGAGUGCCUCUGUGUUUGUCAACCUGGUACAUACGGGCAGAGCUGUGAGAAACGUGCACCGGACUACAAUUCAG
Nanorana parkeri is the source of this 1714-nucleotide messenger RNA. Its product is annotated as complement component C6-like. Gene Ontology annotation, molecular function: protein binding. Gene Ontology annotation, cellular component: membrane attack complex. The annotation marks the transcript as partial. The transcript has 11 exons. The record is from RefSeq and is a predicted model, not a curated record. Gene Ontology annotation, biological process: immune response. Lineage: Eukaryota; Metazoa; Chordata; Amphibia; Anura; Dicroglossidae.